Anoplophora glabripennis (Asian longhorned beetle) is the source of this 1119-nucleotide messenger RNA. RefSeq names its product zinc finger BED domain-containing protein 1-like. The coding region runs from base 1 to 1119 and encodes 372 amino acids. The transcript has a single exon. Lineage: Eukaryota; Metazoa; Arthropoda; Insecta; Coleoptera; Cerambycidae. The record is from RefSeq and is a predicted model, not a curated record.
AUGGAUUUAAAAAAAUUUGUAAACGCUUUAAAUCCCAACUACGAACUACCGUCAAGGAAGACCGUUUCAAACACAAUGUUGCCAGCAACUUACGAGGAAGAAAACUUCAUGGCGGUCACUGCCCAUUUCAUUGACGAUAAUUUUAAAUCUCACAGUGCAUUAUUGGAUUGCGUUUCAUACGGGGAGAAUCAUACAAGCAUUAAUUUAGCCUCACAACUAAAACUUAUUAUUCAGGAAUGGAAUCUGGAAGGAAAAAUUUUAAUGGUGAUAUCAGAUAACGCCGCGAAUAUAAAAAAGGCGAUUAAAGAAGAACUUCAAUUAAAACAUUUUGGGUGCUACGCCCAUACCAUUAAUUUAAUUGCAUUAGAUUCCUUGAAACAUGCUACAAAAAUAUUAGACAAAGUUAAAUCUAUCGUGGCUUUUUGCAAAAGAAUUACAUCUGGCAUGGCAAAGUUGAUAGACCAGCAAAAACAACAGGGAAGAGAUCCUAAACGACUCGUACAAGACGUUGUAACGAGAUGGAACUCCACAUAUUAUAUGGUGGAUAGGUUUGUGGAGUUGGAAGAACCGAUCAGGACGACAAUGGCGCUGUUAAAUAAAGAUUUUCCAGUAAUUUCCCUGGAGGAAUGGAAUUUUUUGAAAGAAUUGAUACACAUUUUAGAACCCCUAGAAAACGUGACAAAAUUAAUGAGCGCCGAAAAUUAUGUCACAGCUUCAAUGACUAUAAUUUUAACAGAUGGUCUUUUAGCAGUGUAUAAGAAUAUGAAGGAGCUACAGUUUGAAGACAUUUCUAAAAAAAUUAUAUCUAUCAUUUUAGACGGACUCACUAAUAGAUUAGGGAAUGUUGAACAAAGUAAUUCACUUGUCUUGACUACGUUUUUAGAUCCGAGAUUCAAGAACGUUGGGUUUUGCAACGAAUCCAUACCGGAAAAAGCAAAGAAAUCCGUAUUGUCCCUGCUGUCUACAAAAAUAAGUUCUCAAAAUAAAAAUAGCGCCAGCACUACAACUGCCAAUACUGUUAGUAGUAGCAGUACAUACCAACCAGAGAGCGAAUCAAAGGAAACCACAACCAAGUGUUCUGUUUGGGGAAACUUCGAAAAAAGAGUUGCCUCCUUAUAA